CACACACACACACACACACACUCACACAGAGGCCGAGAGUGAGAGAGGAGUUUCGUAACUUGGGGAAGUUUGUCGGAGCCAUCGAUCACUGGAGCGUCUCGUUGUUUUCUCUCUGGUGUCAGUGACACAGCGCAGCACCGAGCGUCGCCUGCGUCACUUUUUCUGCGGAGUUGCCUCACUCGCUGUCGGACCUUUAUUUUUUCCCUUCACCGCCGAGGAUCCAGCGUCUCAGCUCCAGGAUCAAAGUGAAGAAUCCUCGUCCAUCUGAGAAGAGCCUGGCCUGCGCAGCCAUGCUGAUGUAUGAUUACCCUCUGAAGACAGACAUGGAGACGUCAUUCUACUCUUCGCUUGUGAAAGCCCCAGAGCCGUACAGAGUGAUCUUCCCCCACCCGGCCCCCCUGUACCACACGCACAUGCACGCCUUCGCCCAGUCCCACUCCCCCAGCAACCCCACACACACCCAGCUGGAGCCAGUUGACCUGUCACUCAGCAAGCGCUCUUCCUCCAGCUCAUCCUCCUCCUCUCCUCCCUGCUCCUCCGCCUCCUCCCCGGCCUCCUCGCGCAGCUCUCCGCCUUCGCCCCACAGCACGGCGAGCCGCGCCUCCCCUCGCUGCUCCCCUCCGCACUCCCAGCUGCGCUCCUCACCCUCCCACGCCCUCCCGCCGCCCACUCCCUCGCUUUCUUACCCCACCAUGGUGGCUCCUCUGAUCAGCUCGGGCUCUGGGGUCAUUCAGGGGUCAGGGGUCAUGGUGUCUCCGGUCAUGGUGCCUCUGUCAGUCCUGUACUCAUCGCCCCUCCACCUGCACCAGCCCAUAAUGGUGAGUCCAUCCAUCACCUGUGACGACGACCAUCAUCGCAGCAGGGAGCACAAGACAGUUCAUUCUACCAAGCCCCUGGAGCUACGAGGCGACACCCACGACCUGCACAAGCCAAUCAAAACAGAGCCUUGCCCUGAGCUCAUCCAUGACCUCCACAACAGCCACGACAUGAAAUCAUCAGUCAACAGGAUACAAGAAUAUGAGAGAAACAACCCGUCAGUAAUAGUCCAUUCAGGCACAAAGCAUCCUCUCCCAGCUGACUCUCCCGACACGCUGAAAAAGCGACGAAUUCACCUCUGUGACUUCAGCGGCUGCAACAAAGUGUACACCAAGAGCUCCCACCUCAAAGCGCACCGCAGGACACACACCGGUGAGAAACCCUACAAGUGCAUGUGGGAGGGCUGCACGUGGAAGUUCGCCCGCUCAGAUGAGCUGACGAGACACUUCCGGAAGCACACGGGAGUCAAACCGUUCCAGUGUCCCGACUGCGAACGCAGCUUCUCCCGCUCUGACCACCUGGCACUGCACAAGAAACGCCACCUCCUGGUGUGAAACAGCUCCCGCGGGAAACUUGAAAAGAAACUCACUCAGUGCUGGUUUCAUUGUCGGACUGUACCACUUUGACUUGAGUUAUUUUGUUUUCUUUUAAAGGAGCUGGCCUUAAUCAUUGGACUAUGACGGGAAGGGGUAAAUGUUCCUCAGGGUGCACGUUUAGACCCUUUCUCCUCAUUAGCCUGUAUCAUGAGCUGGUGUCAACCAUCGCAUUCAUUAUAAAAGAAAUGUGGAAAUGAAACACUUUUCGAGAAAUAGGCUGCAACAUCUCAGCGGGCCUGAGAACAGCACCCUCUGGUGGCCAAAACUGCAUCGACACCACAAAGCAUGCUCAAGCUUUUCUUUUUGCUCUCGUUUCUGUGCGUGCACUCAAGUAAAGAUUGUGGACAAACACACACACACUUGCUAGCUAGGCCAAAAUAAUGUGAAUCUUCGCAGAAUGUAUUAUAUCACACUUACUGUGCGUUGUGUCAUACAUACUUCAGCUUACUUCCAUCAGCGUAGCUACCCGUGACAUAAUGCUAACGCUAACUCCACACACAACUCAUCUGCCUGAACCAGCUUCCAUCAUGAAGUGUAUAAAAAAACAAUAAACAGGUAGCUAAUG
Molecule: messenger RNA, 1977 nt
Organism: Paralichthys olivaceus (Japanese flounder)
Lineage: Eukaryota; Metazoa; Chordata; Actinopteri; Pleuronectiformes; Paralichthyidae
Gene: klf3
Product: Kruppel like factor 3 (basic)
Biological process (GO): regulation of transcription by RNA polymerase II
Molecular function (GO): RNA polymerase II cis-regulatory region sequence-specific DNA binding; DNA-binding transcription factor activity, RNA polymerase II-specific
Source: RefSeq, a predicted model, not a curated record